AUGAGCGCGGACGUCAAGAAGAUUGCCCUCUACCUGAGCUCCGCAGGCUUCACAGCCAAAGAUGAGAAGACUUCUAGCAUUCUCAAAGAAGAUGACGGAAGUCUCAUUGAGCAGAACGUCGACGGCGUCGAUAUCAUUGAUGAAGUCUUCAUUGCCGAGGAUGUCAAACCAGACACAUCCGCCUUGUACAUCAACAGAGCAGAUCGGUGCAUGAUCAUCUAUGUCACCCAGUCCAACACUCUCGGGUGCGUCGAGCGCACUUCUGCCCCCGAAGACGAGCCAGAAUGGACGGAAGUACCAAUCACCGGCGUCGGCACCAUUUCCGUGUCUGCCAAAAGUCGCAUCGCUGGCACAAACACAGCCGACGGAGCUCAGGUGUUCUUCCAGCACUCAGACGGCUCCAUCAAGAGCAUCCUAUAUGACGACGAGACGAAGAAGUGGGAGGAGGGCGACGACGUCCCCGCUUCAGCGGCGGCAGGCACGCCGUUGUACGUGAUGGAGCUUGAGGACGCGCAGGGGUUGUUCUACCUCAGCAACGAGCGCAAGAUCUGUGGACAGCUGCAGAACAACGAGACUGGCGAGUGGAAAGAACACCUUAUCCCGAAUUCGUUCUUCGAAGAUGGCGCCAGCAGCUUCAUCUUGAUCUGGGAUGGAGAGCAGAAGGCAAUCAACGCCUACGUCCUCGCUACCGCCACCCUCGUCCACAUCGACGGCGGUGGAGGCAGGAAGGUCCUUGGAAAGUGGGAGAGCGGUGCGUUUGUCCCCGACACGGCGGCGGAGUGCGGCCUGAUAAUCAACAUUUUUAUUGGUAUCUUUAGCAAGCUUGCUACCUUUCGGAAUGAUAUCACCGAUAUCAUGGUCUACAGUUUCUAG
Messenger RNA from Lasiodiplodia theobromae, 873 nucleotides. RefSeq lists its product as uncharacterized. The transcript has 4 exons. The record is from RefSeq and is a predicted model, not a curated record. NCBI's taxonomy places the organism in Eukaryota, Fungi, Ascomycota, Dothideomycetes, Botryosphaeriales, Botryosphaeriaceae. The coding region runs from base 1 to 873 and encodes 290 amino acids.